Messenger RNA from Dermatophagoides pteronyssinus (European house dust mite), 2416 nucleotides. Its product is annotated as putative ATP-dependent RNA helicase DDX23. NCBI's taxonomy places the organism in Eukaryota, Metazoa, Arthropoda, Arachnida, Sarcoptiformes, Pyroglyphidae. The record is from RefSeq and is a predicted model, not a curated record. Gene Ontology annotation, molecular function: RNA helicase activity; ATP binding; nucleic acid binding.
GUUUUAAUUUUUCUGAAAUGAUCUUUUUUUGGUUGUCAACAUUAAAACAGCAAAAUGGCUACAACUAUGAAUGGUGAUGAUAUUCCAGCAACAAAGCGUUCCAAAUUAUCUGGUGUCAAUGAUAUUGAUGAUGACAAUGAUGAUGAUGAAUUAGACGAAGAAACUAUAUUGAAAUUGGCUGCCGAAAAACGACGAAAAGAAAAAGAACCGCUUUCGUUGGAAGAAAUUAAAUCCAAAUUGAUUAAAGAAGAAGAAGCUAAAUCAAAACCAGUAUUCCUAACGAAAGAACAACGUGAACAAGAAGCAAUCCGAAGACGACAAGAGGAAAUUGCCGAAAAAAGGCGACAACAAGAUGAAGAACGUCGUCGUCGAAUGCAAUUUAUGGAUGAAGCAAAAUCCACAUUACGUUCGGAAAGAGAUCGUGAUCGUGAUCGAGAUCGAGAUCGUCGUCGAGAACGUGACCGUGAUCGUCGACGUGAUAAUCGCGAACGAGAAAGAAUAUCGGAUCGAAAUGCUGCAGGCAGUUCAGGACGUUAUGAUCGAGAUGGUUACCAUCGCUCAGGUCGCAUUGGUGAUGAAGAUGGUCAUGGUGGUGAUGAUGAUAAUGAUCGUCAACUUCAAUCGGGUAAAUUGAAAGAAAAAGAAGAAGAAGUAAUCAAAGAACGAUAUUUGGGCAUUAUUAAAAAGAAACGUCGUUCACGUAAAUUGAAUGAACGAAAAUUUGUAUUCGAUUGGGAUGCAACUGAAGAUACAUCCAUCGAUUAUAAUCGUCUUUAUCAGGAUCGCCAUACCAUACAAUUUUUCGGCCGUGGUCAUUUAGGCGGUAUCGAUCCAAAAGAACAACGCAAAGAACAAUCAAAAUUUUAUGGGGAAUUAUUGGAAAAACGACGAUCAGAAGUGGAAAAACGACAGGAAGAAAAUCGUUUGAAAAAAGUUAAACACCGUGAGGAAAAACAAUUAUGGGAUGAUCGUCAUUGGACGCAGAAAUUAUUAUCAGAAAUGACUGAACGUGAUUGGCGUAUAUUCCGUGAAGAUUUCAAUAUAACGAUUAAAGGUGGUCGAAUACCAAAUCCAGUGCGCAGUUGGGAUGAAAUUAAUGGUCUGCCAAAAGCAAUAAUGGAUAUUAUUGCUAAAUGUGGUUAUAAAGAACCAACGCCAAUUCAAAGACAAGCCAUACCAAUAGGGUUACAGAAUCGUGAUAUAAUUGGUGUGGCUGAAACUGGUUCAGGUAAAACGCUUGCAUUCUUGAUUCCAUUAUUAGUUUGGAUAACAUCAUUGCCGAAAAUAACACGACAAGAAGAAAUUGAUCAAGGUCCAUAUGCAAUAAUAUUGGCACCAACACGUGAAUUAGCACAACAAAUUGAAGAAGAAACAAUGAAAUUCGCAACAGCAUUAGAUAUACGUACUGUAGCCAUUAUUGGUGGUAUUUCUCGAGAGGAUCAAGGUUUUCGUGUACGUAUGGGUGUUGAAAUUGUUAUCGCUACCCCUGGUCGUUUGAUUGAUGUGCUGGAAAAUCGUUAUUUGGUUCUUUCACGUUGUACAUAUAUUGUAUUGGAUGAAGCUGAUCGUAUGAUUGAUAUGGGCUUUGAACCGGAUGUACAGAAAAUUUUAGAUUUUAUGCCCGUCACUAAUCUGAAACCAGAUACAGAUGAUGCUGAAGAUGGUGAUAAACUGAUGGCUAGAAUGGCAACCGGUAAUCGUUAUCGACAAACAGUCAUGUUUACCGCAACAAUGCCACCGGCAAUUGAGCGUUUAGCUCGUUCAUAUUUACGUCGUCCUGCUACUGUUUAUAUUGGUUCGGUCGGUAAACCAACGGAACGUACUGAACAAAUUGUCUAUAUGGUUAGCGAAGGUGAAAAACGACGUAAAUUAAUUGAAAUAUUACAAGCUGGUGUCGAACCACCAGUCAUUAUAUUUGUUAAUCAGAAAAAAGGUGCCGAUGUUUUGGCAAAAAGUUUGGAAAAAUAUGGUUUCAAUGCCUGUACAUUACACGGUGGUAAAGGACAAGAACAACGUGAAUAUGCAUUAGCAUCAUUGAAAAGUGGAUCGAAAGAUAUUCUUGUUGCCACUGAUGUUGCUGGUCGUGGUAUCGAUAUCCAGAAUGUAUCAUUAGUAAUAAAUUAUGAUAUGGCUAAAACAAUCGAAGAUUAUACACAUCGUAUUGGUCGUACUGGACGUGCUGGUCGUCACGGUCAAGCUAUUUCAUUAGUAACCAAAGAUGACAGUAGUUUAUUCUAUGAUCUUAAACAAUUAUUGCUACAAAGUCCAGUUUCAACAUGUCCACCUGAAUUGAUGAAUCAUCCGGAAGCACAGCAUAAGCCAGGCACUGUUGUACAGAAGAAAAAAGAAAUUCUUAUGUAGAAUUUUUCAUUCAUUUUCAAUUUUUUCAUAUUUUCAUUUUCAUUUGAAAAAAAAU